AUGUCCUCGUCAUCGUCGUCGUCGUCGUCGUCGACGGCAAUCCCCAACGCAGUCGCAGCCCAAGGGCUGACGACAACCGCAGCGGCUGUCAGCACGACUUUGGAAGGACCGGCUGGCGCAGAGGUGUCGGUGGCCCCAACGGUCGCCGAUAGCGCCGAUGAGAUUUAUCUAGAUGAUUGCACGCGCUCGCUUGGCGCCUUUGCCGACAAGGUGGGCCUGUGGCUGAAAGCGAUCGCGGGACACGACUCCAAGUCGCACGGCGCCGCCUACUCGUCGGUGUUUGGCGGUGGCUGGCGGCAGCGCGAUGUGGAUGCAGUGCGCAGCGGAAAAAUCAGCGAGCGACUUUGCGCGGCAAUGGAAUCGCCGGCCUUUUAUGCCGAAUACUCCUCCAUGGUGCUCCAUGCCGCGGGCACCCAAAGCGACAGCCUGACGCUGGCCGUGGAGCCCAGCGUGUGGGACGACAAGACCCAGGUCCAGCAGAUCAACUGGUUCCACACGCCCUCUGGCGCGUUCUGCCUCCGCCAUGUCGCCGCGGCCGUCAGCGAUCCGGCGCUGCGCCGGCGCGUGUCGGCCCUCAUGAAGCGGGCCACGCAAUAUUUUGCGCGCGAGCAGGUGGCGGCAACGACGUGCAGGACUUGCCUAGACGGCAGCGAGCGCGCGCUGAACCCCGCGCAGGCCAUUGCGCAAAUGAGGGCCGUGACGGCGUACGGCCAGCGGCUCGCCUCCGGGUCCGGAUAUGAUACCGACUACUUUCAGUAUCAUGCCUACGGCCCGCUUUAUCUGGUCGCCUUUGCGUGGCCGCUCUUGCUCGCGCUCGACGGCAAGAGCCUCGACUCGGCUGCUGUCGGCGCACAAUGUUUUCAAGUGGCUAGCUCGGUGAGCUCGCUGUGCGCCGGCGACAAUCGGACGCAACAGCGCAGCAGCGCAAGGGGCGCCGACGCUCAACAUACGCAUGACAUCAACCACCCCGACGGAUGGGCGGCUUAUGUGGAUUCGUGGGCACAAGCCCCGAUGAUGGCCGACUCCAUGGCGCUCUAUCAGGAUGCCGAGCGCAAUCACGACAGCAGAGUGAUGCGCCAUUAUUGGAAGGCUGCCACCGCGGACACGGCCAAAGAGAGGGCCAUUACGAUCCAAGCGCGCUAUUACCACAGCUCCGAAACCAGCGUGCCGAUUUGGUCGUCUUCUUUGUCGCCGCCCGAUGCAGCAGCUGCGGCGGAGCGGAUUAUGGGCUUUGCCAUGGCCGAGCGCGACACGGCGAUCUUUGACGGUUCCGUUUUUGUUGUUGAUUAUACCGCGCGCAUGGAAGGAGACAACGACGACGACAAGGUGGUCAACUACGUGAUGACACCAACCCGCGAUCUGUACCUACCCAACGUCGCCGACGUUUUGGCCUACGUGGACCAAGAGGCUGUGCACGAUCCGACAAUCGUCACUCGGCACAUGCAGGCCGCACGCAUCCUGGCAGCCGUGAUUGAGCGCAAAAACGCCGGAGUCCAAGAGCAAAUGGGCCAGACAGUGUGGUUUGGCCAGAAUCACAAGAGGCGUGCGGCCUUGGUCGAACCGAUUUUGCUUGCGCUUGCUGAGCACGCAGCACGCUCCUCGUCAGAACAUGUCUCCUCGCCAAGCCGAGAGACCCUAGGCGGUGUGGAGCUGCCCGGGCGUGAUCCCGUUGCUUUUGGCGAAGACCACGCCGAGCACAAGGAGGCCGGCGGUGCCGAGGCCGCGGCCGCUAGCGAGGACAACACCGAUGUCGCCGCCGACCAACAGGCAGCUGAGCCGCCCGUUGGUGGGUGCCUACUCUCCUAG
Messenger RNA from Acanthamoeba castellanii str. Neff, 1806 nucleotides. RefSeq lists its product as uncharacterized. The record is from RefSeq and is a predicted model, not a curated record. The transcript has a single exon. The coding region runs from base 1 to 1806 and encodes 601 amino acids. NCBI's taxonomy places the organism in Eukaryota, Discosea, Longamoebia, Acanthamoebidae.